CAGGGCCAAGUCAGAGGGAGCUCAGUCACUACCUCCCCACCGAGCCAGCUCCGCCAGGCACGGCCAGAGUGGGACAGAUUCUGGGAGCGAAGCGGGGAGGAGUCCUGGGCCGGCUGAGUGGGGAGCCGCUUGGCGGUGCCUGAGUCCAGGCCCCAGAGCCCUGCUGGAGAGGAGGCAGUCCUGGGAGGCAGGACCCGCCAGCCCAGGGGCCCAGGAGGAGGAUGAGGGCAGGGGGCCCCGAAUUUGGCCUGUGGGGUCUCCUCACCUGCCCUCUUCGCCCAGGCCCCGCGAGGAGUGAGGCAGUGAGAUGGCAGACUGCUACACAGAGCUGGAGAAGGCCGUCGUGGUCCUGGUGGAAAACUUCUACAAAUACGUGUCUAAACACAGUCUGGUCAAGAACAAGAUCAGCAAAAGCAGCUUCCGGAAGAUGCUUCAGAAAGAGCUUAACCAUAUGCUGACGGAUACAGGUAACCGGAAGGCUGCUGACAAGCUCAUCCAGAACCUGGACGCCAACCACGAUGGGCGCAUCAGCUUUGACGAGUACUGGACCUUGAUAGGCGGCAUCACGGGCCCCAUCGCCAAUCUUAUCCGCCAGCAGGAGCAGCAGAGCGGCAGCUAGAGGACCCCUCCCACCGCCCCUCCACGCCCAGCCCCUGGUGCUCUUCCCGGGCUCCCCGCAGCCUCCUCCACCCACCCAGGCCCCCCUCCUCGCUCCUCCCUGCACGCCUCCUGCUGAACAGGGGAAUGGGCCCCUCCAGAGUGUCGUGGUCUGGGGGUGCCUCCCAAAGGGUCUUAGUCCCUGGAGCCAGCAGGCCCCGGGGGCCCCUCUGUGAGGCUUCAGGGCUGCUUGGGGUCCCCGCGAGUUUCCUGCUCAGUCCACCAACCCCUCCAGCGUCUGAUGCUCUGCCUGAUGCUGGGUGUCUCCUGACCUCUGCUUGGGGUCUCCCUGCCCCCCCCGGAAGCAGGAGCAGAGGCCUCUCCUCUUUCUCUCAGCCUGUGUGCUGGGGACAGAAGAUUUCCAGGGACUGUGGGUCAGGGAACAGUCGAGCAGGGCUGCCCCCACCCCCGCUCCUGCUCACCACUGAUGCGGUGGCAAUAAAGGCUGGAUUUGGAGUUUGUACCCCCUCA
Molecule: messenger RNA, 1128 nt
Organism: Prionailurus viverrinus (fishing cat)
Lineage: Eukaryota; Metazoa; Chordata; Mammalia; Carnivora; Felidae
Gene: S100A16
Product: S100 calcium binding protein A16
Exons: 3
Coding region: 308-619 (103 amino acids)
Cellular component (GO): perinuclear region of cytoplasm; nucleus
Molecular function (GO): calcium ion binding
Source: RefSeq, a predicted model, not a curated record